Nanorana parkeri is the source of this 1315-nucleotide messenger RNA. RefSeq names its product pyrophosphatase (inorganic) 2 (gene PPA2). Gene Ontology annotation, biological process: phosphate-containing compound metabolic process. Lineage: Eukaryota; Metazoa; Chordata; Amphibia; Anura; Dicroglossidae. The transcript has 13 exons. The coding region runs from base 196 to 1206 and encodes 336 amino acids. The record is from RefSeq and is a predicted model, not a curated record. Gene Ontology annotation, molecular function: magnesium ion binding; inorganic diphosphate phosphatase activity. Gene Ontology annotation, cellular component: cytoplasm.
AAGGCGGGCCUCAGGCUGCCAGCGUCCGGUCAGCCAUUUUCUGUGGCUCGGCUUUUGUUUUCCCAGCGGCCAUGUUCUGGAGAGCGGACGCCUCAGCAGCGUGCCGUGCCCUUGUCAGGCGUGUAGAUGGCAGUGUCGGCUUGUCCUCAGGAGCCUGGAGGGGCCGAGCCUGAGUGACAGAGGAGGAGAUAAAACAUGAGCGUGCUAUGGCGGUACGGCUUGCUUAGGCUGUGCCGAGCUGCCUGGACUCAGCGGCCCGGAAAGCCCGUGGCGGUCCUCCGCUGCCUCAGCAUGCAGCGCUACAGCAUAGAAGAGAGAGGGCGGCCCAACUCCAUAGAGUACCGGCUCUACUUCAAGAAUGCUGAUGGUAAAUUCAUCUCACCAUUUCAUGAUAUCCCACUUAAUGCAGGACCUGAAGCGAACAAUGAUGUUCCAGCAAAGAAAUCUAAAUCUAACUGGGAUAAGACUGCAUUCAACAUGGUAGUUGAAAUUCCUCGUUGGACAAAUGCUAAAAUGGAGAUUGCCACCAAGGAAUCUUUAAAUCCAAUUAAGCAAGAUGUAAAGAAAGGAAAACUUCGAUAUGUGUCAAACAUCUUCCCUCAUAAAGGAUACAUAUGGAACUAUGGGGCUCUUCCUCAGACUUGGGAGGAUCCUAAACACAAAGAUGAGGAUACAAACUGCUGUGGAGAUAAUGAUCCUAUAGAUGUCUGUGAAAUCGGCUCUAAGGUUUGCUCCAGGGGAGAUGUAAUUCAAGUGAAAGUUCUGGGGGCUCUGGGACUCAUAGAUGAAGGAGAGAUGGACUGGAAAAUAAUCGCAAUCAAUAUUGAUGAUCCUGAAGCCGAUAAGUUCAAUGGUAUUGAAGAUGUAAGAAAGCAGAAACCUGGUUAUCUUGAGGCCACUGUUGAUUGGCUGAAAUCAUAUAAAGUCCCUGAUGGCAAGCCAGAAAAUAAGUUUGGCUUUAAUGGAGAGUUUAAAGACCAAGCAUUUGCAAUUGAGGUUAUCAAACUUACUCAUGACCACUGGAAAGACAUGGUCCAUAAAAAAUCAGAAUGUGGUGAGAUAAAAUGUAAAAAUGUUAUGGUUACAGAUAGCCCGUUCUGCUGCAGUGAAAAGGAAGCUACAGCCAUUGUACAUUCUGCUCCAUCUCCAGGAGAAUUGGUUCCAGUCUCUUCUGAAGUUGAUGUCUGGCAUUUCCUCAAGAAGUGACCCUGAUAAUUCAAAUAGAAGAUUUCAAUAAUUGUGAAGGAAAUAGAUGGCAUAUCUUGUAUAUAUUAUGUUCUUUUACUACCAUACAAUGGGAUCUGACAUUGUGUAA